AUGGAGGACUCGACUUCAACAUCGCAAGUCCCACCGACCCAGAUCGUAAGUAUCGAGCAUCCCUGCAUCAUCAAGAACUUCCACAAUGGCUUCAAUUCCCUGGGAGGUGAGCAGCAGCUCAAGCACGUGCUCGAAAACGACAUCGGCGACAGCAAAGACCCAGAUAUUAAGGGCGGCGUGGAACCAGAAGCUGGAGUCUCUCUUCGACCAAACGACCCUUUCGCCAAGAAGCUGGCCUCGGACGGUGUGCAUACUGGCAAUGUCCUGGUGAAGGUGACUGUACCCAAAACAACUGGACGAAAGCGCAAGCGUGGCUCCGAUGUACCCUAUCAGGAGUCAUAUGGGAACCGGGGAAUGGCACCAGAAAGCAUCACAGCUCCGGACUUGCUACGACGGAUGCAGGACAAUCCUCAAAGCUAUACCAUGGAGGCCGUUGGUGUGAUCACCGACACGCAUCGCUUCAAGAGCCUCCCAGACUUUCAGCUUCGAGCGGAUGAUGUACCCAUCAUGCAUGAACUUCGCGACCACGCCAUGACUCCCGACUACGAGCGCCUCAAAGCCUUCGACCCAGUGGCGGGCCAGAACACCGUGAAUCCUAUUUUGCAAACAACUUCUACACCAACACCACUCCCAGGGCCCCCAUCCUUCCUGCACACCAGCCGCCCCUACGCUCGCUACCCACCACCCAAGCCAGCCCAACCCAUGCCGCCAACGCAAGCCCCUCAGAAGGUACAGAAAAAGCGCGGCCCCAAGCCCAAACCCAAGAUCCCACGCGCCACCAAAGAACCCGCCCCCCAACUGCGCGACAUGCUCGUCCACCACGCCCUCGCCGCCUACCCCGUCGGCCCCUCAACCGCACUCACCCCGCGAAGCGAGCUCGGCUCCACUAUCUCCACCAUCAUCGACCAACUCACCACCGCCAUGCAAACCCGCCCCAUCCACGCCCGCCUGGCCUACCAGUCCCUCCUGCGCGGCCACAAAGACGCCAACAUCCGCUUCGCCUUGCCACACGUCGGUUUCUACCUCGACGGCGGACCCUGGAAGAACACCAUCGUCAAAUACGGCCUCGACCCGCGUCGCGAUCCGAAGUACCGCAUCUACCAGACCGUUUCCUUCUCCAAAACCGCUUACGCCGCUAUUCGCGGGGGCAGCGCCUACGGCAGUCCGGACAAGCUGGAUCGCGUCUUCGACGGCACCCGCGUCGUCGACCCGGCGGAGAUGUGGCAACUCUGCGAUUUCACGCAGCCCCUUUUACAGCGUCUCGUACACGACUCCCCCGUGCGCCCGGUGUGCCAUAGGCGGUACGGAUGGUACUACAACGGCACCAUAGCGAAGAUCCUCGUCAUCGUGCGAGACAUGAUGGUGCAGCUCUCCAACCCCGGUCGGUACGGGAAUCUGACGGAUAAAGACUACGAAGUCCUGCUCAAACUCCCCGAUCAGGUGGAGGAGGCGAUGGAAUGCCAUCUUGAGCACUGGCAUGGAGAGCAUUUGGUUCGGUUGGCGGAGGCGAUUGGGGCCGAGGCGGUGAGCGCGACGUAUCAGGGUAUAAGGGGGUAUGAGGAGCAGUUCCCCGUGAUGGAGCGGAAGAGGGAGGGUGCUGCGGAAGGUGCGUGGCGGAAGAUGGGAGGACGAGGGAUGGGGUUGAAGGGCGGGGGGGCUAAUGCUGCUGGGCGGGCUAGUGUGGGUAGUCUCGGCGGGGCGGAGGACGGUGUUGCAGCCAGAGGGGCCGACGAGUCUACCACUGGCGAGGCGGCAGUUGAUGGUGGAGAAGCUGAUGUGGACGCCGAGGGUGAAGGAGCUGAUCAUAAUGAUCCCACGAGUAGAGAUCAUGAACCGAACGACGACGACAACGAACCGGACGAGAGAGGCGCGAAUCUUGACGAUGAGCCGCUCACUGACAUCUCGGAUGUCGGAGAGGCGGCCGAUGGCGAUGAUGAGGCGCGCAAGGAGGACGUAGGAGGUGAAGAUGCCGAGCUAGACGGUGGAAUCGAUGGCGACGAAGAGGCGGACCACGACGAGGGGGUGGAUGAAGAAGGGGCGGAUCUUCAAGACGAGCCGCUCACAGAUAUCUCAGACGUCGAAGACGCAGGUGGUGAAGGGCAGUCGACUGCCGCAGAAGAGUCCACGCAUCGGCCAGGGAUCAAUGCAGAUCCUGCGGCUUGA
Messenger RNA from Saxophila tyrrhenica, 2163 nucleotides. RefSeq names its product tau 95 subunit of transcription factor TFIIIC (gene TFC1). Gene Ontology annotation, biological process: transcription initiation at RNA polymerase III promoter. Lineage: Eukaryota; Fungi; Ascomycota; Dothideomycetes; Mycosphaerellales; Extremaceae. Bases 1 to 2163 code for a protein of 720 amino acids. The record is from RefSeq and is a predicted model, not a curated record. Gene Ontology annotation, cellular component: transcription factor TFIIIC complex. Gene Ontology annotation, molecular function: RNA polymerase III type 1 promoter sequence-specific DNA binding; RNA polymerase III type 2 promoter sequence-specific DNA binding. The transcript has a single exon.